Messenger RNA from Urocitellus parryii (Arctic ground squirrel), 3564 nucleotides. The record is from RefSeq and is a predicted model, not a curated record. Lineage: Eukaryota; Metazoa; Chordata; Mammalia; Rodentia; Sciuridae.
AGCGCGGCUGCAGCGCGAGGGGCGGAGAGGCAGUGCACGGAGAGAGGACCAGACGCCCAGGUUGCCUGCAUCUCAGAGCUGCAGUAGACUAAACCGCUCCCCGGCCCUGCUCCGCCGCCUCGUCCGGGCGCCCCAGCUGCUUUCUCGGCCCCAGCGAUCGAGCACCUGUCCUCCGUCUUGGUCUCAGCUGAGCGACCCCUCCUUCGGAGCACACACCAUUCCUGCAGCCUGAGAAGUGCCCCAGCUCUACUUGGCGACCACCAUGGCGGAGACUAACAACGAAUGCAGCAUCAAGGUUCUCUGCCGAUUUCGGCCCCUGAACCAGGCGGAGAUUCUUCGGGGAGACAAGUUCAUCCCCAUUUUCCAAGGGGACGACAGCGUCGUUAUCGGAGGGAAGCCAUAUGUCUUUGACCGUGUGUUCCCCCCAAACACGACUCAAGAGCAAGUUUAUCAUGCAUGUGCCAUGCAGAUUGUCAAAGAUGUCCUUGCUGGCUACAAUGGCACCAUUUUUGCUUAUGGACAGACAUCCUCAGGGAAAACACAUACCAUGGAGGGAAAGCUACAUGACCCUCAGCUGAUGGGAAUCAUUCCCCGGAUUGCCCGAGACAUCUUCAACCACAUCUACUCCAUGGAUGAGAACCUUGAGUUCCACAUCAAGGUCUCUUAUUUUGAGAUUUACCUGGAUAAAAUUCGUGACCUUCUGGAUGUGACCAAGACAAACCUUUCUGUGCAUGAGGACAAGAACCGGGUCCCAUUUGUCAAGGGCUGUACUGAACGCUUUGUGUCCAGCCCAGAGGAGAUUUUGGAUGUGAUUGAUGAGGGAAAAUCAAAUCGUCAUGUUGCUGUCACCAACAUGAAUGAACACAGCUCUCGAAGCCACAGCAUCUUCCUCAUCAACAUCAAGCAGGAGAACAUGGAGACUGAGCAGAAGCUCAGUGGGAAGUUGUAUCUCGUGGACCUGGCUGGGAGUGAGAAGGUUAGCAAGACUGGAGCAGAGGGAGCUGUGCUGGAUGAGGCAAAGAAUAUCAACAAGUCGCUGUCUGCCCUGGGGAAUGUGAUCUCUGCAUUAGCAGAGGGCACUAAAAGCUACGUUCCAUAUCGUGAUAGCAAAAUGACACGGAUUCUUCAGGACUCUCUGGGAGGAAACUGCCGUACAACUAUGUUCAUCUGCUGCUCACCAUCCAGUUACAAUGAUGCAGAGACCAAGUCUACACUGAUGUUUGGACAGCGGGCAAAGACCAUUAAGAACACUGCCUCAGUAAAUCUGGAGUUGACUGCCGAGCAGUGGAAGAAGAAAUAUGAGAAGGAGAAGGAGAAGACCAAGGCCCAGAAGGAAACAAUUGCAAAGCUGGAGGCUGAGCUGAGCCGCUGGCGCAAUGGAGAGAAUGUGCCUGAGACAGAGCGUCUGGCUGGGGAGGAUGCAGCCCUGGGGGCCGAGCUCUGUGAGGAGACCCCUGUGAAUGACAACUCAUCCAUUGUGGUGCGUAUCGCACCUGAGGAGCGGCAGAAAUAUGAGGAGGAGAUCCGCCGCCUAUAUAAGCAGCUUGAUGACAAGGACGAUGAGAUCAACCAGCAGAGCCAACUCAUCGAGAAACUCAAGCAGCAAAUGCUGGACCAGGAGGAGCUGCUGGUGUCCACUCGAGGAGACAAUGAGAAGGUCCAGCGGGAGCUGAGUCACCUGCAGUCAGAGAAUGACGCUGCGAAGGAUGAGGUGAAAGAAGUGCUGCAGGCCCUGGAGGAGCUGGCUGUAAACUAUGACCAGAAGUCCCAGGAGGUAGAGGAAAAGAGCCAGCAGAAUCAGCUGCUAGUGGACGAGCUGUCCCAGAAGGUGGCCACCAUGUUGUCCCUGGAGUCUGAAUUGCAGCGGCUCCAGGAGGUCAGUGGACACCAGCGAAAACGAAUUGCUGAAGUGCUGAAUGGGCUGAUGAAGGACCUGAGUGAGUUCAGUGUCAUCGUGGGCAACGGGGAGAUUAAGCUGCCGGUGGAGAUCAGUGGGGCCAUCGAGGAAGAGUUCACCGUGGCCAGACUCUACAUUAGCAAAAUCAAGUCGGAGGUCAAAUCUGUAGUCAAGCGGUGUCGGCAGCUAGAGAACCUCCAGGUGGAAUGUCAUCGCAAGAUGGAAGUGACUGGGAGGGAGCUCUCAUCCUGCCAGCUCCUCAUCUCACAGCAUGAGGCUAAGAUCCGCUCACUAACGGAAUACAUGCAGAGUGUGGAGAUGAAGAAGCGACACCUGGAAGAGUCCUAUGACUCCUUGAGUGAUGAAUUGGCCAAGCUCCAGGCUCAGGAAACUGUUAAUGAAGUGGCUUUGAAGGACAAGGAGCCGGACACUCAGGAUGCAGAUGAAGUGAAGAAGGCCUUGGAGCUGCAGAUGGAAAGUCACCGGGAGGCCCAUCACCGGCAGCUGGCCCGGCUCAGGGAUGAGAUCAAUGAAAAGCAGAAGACUAUUGAUGAGCUUAAAGACCUGAAUCAGAAGCUCCAGUUAGAGCUGGAGAAACUUCAGGCUGACUAUGAGAAGCUGAAGAAUGAAGAACAUGAGAAGAGCACCAAGCUUCAGGAGCUGACAUUUCUGUACGAGCGACAUGAGCAGUCUAAGCAGGACCUCAAAGGUCUGGAGGAGACAGUUGCCCGGGAACUCCAGACCCUCCACAACCUUCGCAAGCUGUUCGUUCAAGACGUCACGACUCGAGUCAAGAAAAGUGCAGAAAUGGAGCCCGAGGACAGUGGGGGGAUUCACUCCCAAAAACAGAAAAUUUCCUUUCUUGAGAACAACCUGGAACAACUUACAAAGGUUCACAAACAGCUGGUACGUGACAAUGCAGAUCUGCGUUGUGAGCUUCCUAAAUUGGAAAAACGACUUAGGGCUACGGCUGAGAGAGUUAAGGCCCUGGAGGGUGCACUGAAGGAGGCCAAGGAGGGCGCCAUGAAGGACAAGCGCCGGUACCAGCAGGAGGUAGACCGCAUCAAGGAAGCUGUUCGGUACAAGAGCUCUGGAAAGAGGGGCCAUUCUGCCCAGAUUGCCAAACCUGUGCGGCCUGGCCACUAUCCAGCAUCCUCUCCCACCAACCCCUAUGGCACCCGGAGCCCUGAGUGCAUCAGUUACACCAACAGCCUCUUCCAGAACUAUCAGAAUUUGUACCUGCAGGCCACACCUAGUUCCACCUCAGAUGUGUACUUUGCUAACUCCUGUACCAGCAGUGGAGCCACAUCUUCUGGUGGCCCCUUGGCUUCCUAUCAGAAGGCCAACAUGGACAAUGGAAAUGCUACAGAUAUCAACGACAAUAGGAGUGACCUGCCCUGCGGCUAUGAGGCUGAGGACCAGGCGAAGCUCUUCCCUCUCCACCAAGAGACGGCAGCCAGCUAACCUCCCACACCAAUGGCUAUAUAACCCGCACUUUCAGUUUCUAAGAGGGACUGAGGCCUCUUCUCUCAGCAUGCUGCAAACCUGUGGUCUCUGAUACUAACUCCCCUCCCAACCCCUGUUGUUGGACUGUACUGUUUGAUGUCUUCUCUCACUUACUAUGUAUCUCUUUGUACUCUGUAUCUAUAUAUUGGAAGCUGCUGCUA